UCUUCGAGCUUGAAACGUCACAGUGAACUAGGGUUUUACCCAAAAUCUUCUCGUCCGUCGUUGCUCACUCACUCAGUCCGACGGGAAAAAAAUGGCGAUGCGACAUUUGAGCCGAUCGAGAGACGUCACGAAGAGAUCAACGAAGAAGUACAUCGAAGAACCGCUUUACCAUCGUCUUUUCAAAGAUGGCGGCACAGAGGUCAAAGUUCGACAGCAGCUGAAUCAGUUCCUCAAAGGCACUAAGCACGUUUUCAAAUGGGAGGUCGGAGACACGAUCAAGAAACUCCGUAAUCGCGGCCUCUACUACCCAGCUCUCAAGCUCUCUGAAGUUAUGGAAGAGAGAGGUAUGAACAAGACGGUCAGUGAUCAAGCAAUCCAUCUUGAUCUUGUUGCCAAAUCUCGGGGAAUCACGGCUGGGGAGACUUAUUUUGUUGAUCUUCCGGAAACUUCUAAGACGGAACUCACGUAUGGGUCUCUUUUGAACUGUUACUGCAAGGAGUUGAUGACGGAGAAAGCAGAAGGUUUAUUGAAUAAGAUGAAAGAGCUCAACAUUACUCCUAGUUCCAUGUCUUAUAACAGUCUUAUGACUCUUUACACCAAGACGGGUCAGCCUGAGAAGGUUCCAGCAAUGAUCCAAGAACUGAAGGCUGAGAAUGUUAUGCCGGAUUCGUUCACGUACAAUGUCUGGAUGAGGGCUUUGGCUGCUACUAAUGAUAUCUCUGGUGUUGAGAGAGUCAUUGACGAGAUGAAUAGAGAUGGUAGAGUUGCUCCAGAUUGGACUACUUACAGCANACGCAACAAUUUUUUGAAAUCUCAAAUCGCAANGUCUCUUCAGGAACUGGAGAUGAAAAAUACGCAACGGGAUUUUACGGCAUAUCAGUUUCUCAUUACUUUGUAUGGACGACUGGGGAAGUUGACUGAAGUUUACAGGAUUUGGCGUUCAUUGAGGCUGGCUAUUCCGAAAACCUCAAAUGUAGCUUAUCUAAACAUGAUACAAGUGCUGGUGAACUUGAAAGAUUUACCUGGUGCAGAGACACUGUUCAAAGAAUGGCAAGCUAACUGUUCUACUUAUGACAUCAGGAUUGUAAAUGUGUUGAUUGGAGCUUAUGCUAAAGAUGGUCUCAUUGAAAAGGCAAGAGAGCUCAAGGAGAAAGCUCCUAGAAGGGGAGGCAAAGCCAAUGCUAAAACCUGGGAAAUCUUCAUGGAUUACUAUGUAAAGAGAGGUGAUUUGGCUCAAGCACUCGAAUGUAUGUCUAAGGCAGUUUCUAUCGGCAGAGGAGAUGGUGGCAAAUGGCUACCGUCACAGGAAACAAUCAGAACAUUGAUGAGCCUUUUCGAGCAAAAGAAAGAUGUUAAUGGAGCUGAGAAUUUGGUGGAGAUUUUAAAGAAGGUAACGGAUAACAUUGGUGCAGAAAUCUUUGAACCAUUGAUAAGAACAUAUGCAGCAGCAGGAAAGAGUCAUCCUGCUAUGCGCCGACGUCUAAAGAUGGAAAACGUGGAAGUUAAUGAAGCGACAAAGAAACUGCUCGACGAAGUAUCUCAGGAGGAGUGAGAGGUCUGUUGCAUAUCUCUCUCCUUCAUAAAUUGCCUUCAGCCAAGACAUUAUUAGUCGUGUUAGGGGCACUUGCAUUCUCGCAGCUCUGUUUCUUAUUGGUAAUAUAAAAAAAUAGGCUCUAGUUGGCAAAAUCAAUCGUACGGAUCUCUUUUACUUCACCUAAAGACAGUUUGUUCGUGUUUUUUGUGAAUUGUUUCGGGCGUAGCCAAUCACUCGUUUUUUUUUUUGUGAAUUCUCACAGCUCCUAGAAGAGGAGGCAAAGUAAGUUUUUUUUGAAUCUCCCAUCACUCUUUUUAUUA
This is a messenger RNA of Camelina sativa (false flax), 1854 nucleotides long. Lineage: Eukaryota; Viridiplantae; Streptophyta; Magnoliopsida; Brassicales; Brassicaceae. The record is from RefSeq and is a predicted model, not a curated record.